AUGGCGACGUUGAAAGCUCAUGCGCUGUUCCUCCUCGUCGCCGCCACCUCCGCCUUGCUCCUCUCCUCCGCCGUCGAUGCCAUCUGCGUGUCCCGCAAGCCUCAAUCCUUAGAGUCCGCCUCCCUGAAGACGCUCCCCCAAACUCCCGCCUCCUUCAAGAGGCCGCCGUCCGGCCCCCUGGCCUCGCUUUCUGCCUCCUUCAAGAAACCGCUGUCCGAUGCUCUGGCCUCGCUCUCCACCUCCAAGGCCGCGGUGGCGGUUGACCACAUGGUGGCCGACAUCUGCCACCAGACCGACUACCCCGACAUCUGCAUCUCCUCUGUCGGCGCCCACCUGAAGGGGCCGGCCGACGUGCUUUCGUUGCUCACGGCCGAGAUCGAGGCCUGCACGGAGAAGAUGAAGAGCGCUGCCGCUGAGGUCACCAAGCUGGCUGCCGACCCUUCUGCGUCGCCCGCCACCAAGAUGGCCCUCAGCGCCUGUGAUGAGAACUACAGCUCUGCCCUCGACAGCCUGAGCAGCGCGCAGGAAGCGAUCGCUGCACAUGAUGCCGGCACGCUGAACAGCGAGCUCAGCGCCGUGAUCACGUUCGUCACCACUUGCGACGACUCGUUCGCUGAGAUGACCAUGAAUUCACCGCUGGAAGGGACCGGCCGUAUUCUGCAGAAGCUCGGGAGCAAUUGUCUCGCCAUUGCAGCUCGAGCUCAUCUGUGA
Eucalyptus grandis is the source of this 711-nucleotide messenger RNA. Its product is annotated as pectinesterase inhibitor. Bases 1 to 711 code for a protein of 236 amino acids. Lineage: Eukaryota; Viridiplantae; Streptophyta; Magnoliopsida; Myrtales; Myrtaceae. The record is from RefSeq and is a predicted model, not a curated record. Gene Ontology annotation, molecular function: enzyme inhibitor activity. The transcript has a single exon.